This is a messenger RNA of Malassezia pachydermatis, 414 nucleotides long. RefSeq names its product 30s ribosomal protein s17. Gene Ontology annotation, molecular function: structural constituent of ribosome. Gene Ontology annotation, cellular component: ribosome; mitochondrion. NCBI's taxonomy places the organism in Eukaryota, Fungi, Basidiomycota, Malasseziomycetes, Malasseziales, Malasseziaceae. The record is from RefSeq and is a predicted model, not a curated record. The coding region runs from base 1 to 414 and encodes 137 amino acids. The transcript has 2 exons. Gene Ontology annotation, biological process: translation.
AUGGGCGCGACCGUGCUGACAGGCAUCGUGACCAAGGCUGGCGUGAUGGCCAAGACGGUCACUAUGACCGUGGCCAAAGUGAAGACACAUCCCAAGCUUUUGAAGACCUACGUGCGACACAACAAGUACUUGGUGCAUGACCCUGAGAACAAGCUGAGCAUUGGCGAGCGCAUUCGCGCGCAAGCAUGCCGCCCGCUCUCGGCACGCAAGCGCUUUGUUUUGCUGGAGAGUCUUGGCUUCGAUACCAAUGCGAGCAAUGCCUCGGCCACCUCGCCGGAAGCUGAGCGUCUGCGCCAUGAAAGGGCCGACGCAUCGAUGUCUGCCGAGCAGCGCGAAUGGAUCCGGAUCGAGCAGCUUGUGCAGGCGGAGUCGCGCAAGCGUAUGCCGAAUCGUUCGCGUGAACGCAGCGCGUGA